Punctularia strigosozonata HHB-11173 SS5 is the source of this 2095-nucleotide messenger RNA. Its product is annotated as WD40 repeat-like protein. Bases 166 to 1959 code for a protein of 597 amino acids. Gene Ontology annotation, cellular component: cortical actin cytoskeleton. Gene Ontology annotation, biological process: actin filament depolymerization; positive regulation of actin filament depolymerization. The record is from RefSeq and is a predicted model, not a curated record. Gene Ontology annotation, molecular function: actin filament binding. NCBI's taxonomy places the organism in Eukaryota, Fungi, Basidiomycota, Agaricomycetes, Corticiales, Punctulariaceae. The transcript is spliced from 16 exons.
GCUGCGCCGCGGGCGAACCAAACACUGAUCUCGACAAUUCUGCGACUCGCACAUAAGACUAGCCGUGCAUCGAAUCACGCCCAUAUCACUCUUGUCGCAACCUGAACUUGAUUGCAUCUUCAUCAUCACUUGAACAUUGAACACCAAACACUCGCAUUUAGCGCGAUGUCGUACAAGAGAACGGCGCUCUUUCCGUGUAACCCCUCUACAUCCCGCGGCGUUUCGACCAAGCUUGGGGAGAGCAAGGACAAGAUCGUCUACGCCAAUGGCAGGACUGUGAUCAUCAGGGAUCUGAACAAUCCUGGACUCUCCGUCGCGUACAAUGGCCACACUCAGAACACGACCGUCGCUAGGAUCUCACCAUCCGGGUUCUAUUGUGCGUCUGCAGACGUUGGGGGUAUUGUUCGGAUCUGGGAUAUCGUUGGCGAAGAUCAAACGCUCAAGGGUGAAUUCAAGGUUAUAUCCGGUCGGAUCAAUGACCUCGCAUGGGAUGCUGAAUCGAAACGUAUUAUCGCUGUAGGAGACGGUAAAGAGAAGUUUGGGCAUGCAUUCAUGAUGGAUUCCGGGAGUAGUACGGGGGAGAUCAUCGGACACUCGAAGGCCGUGAACGCCGUCUCAAUAAGGCACCAGCGCCCUUUCCGUGCAGCGACGGCGGCUGACGACAAUCUGAUUGUCUUCCAUCAAGGUGCACCAUACAAAUACGAUAAAACCAUCAAGACGCAUACGAAUUUCGUCCAAGACGUUCGCUACGCUCCCUCGGGCGAUCACUUCGCUAGUGUCGGGUCGGAUGCCAAGAUUUUUCUGUACGAUGGCAAGACCGGAGACAUAUCAGCCGAACUGCCCAAAGGUCAUAAAGGGAGCAUUAUGGCCUGCAGUUGGAGCCCGAACAGCGCUUUGCUAUGCACCUCGUCCGCGGACUGUACCGUUAAACUUUGGGACAUCGAAGCCCGAAAGGCGACGAGAACUUGGACUCUCGGAUCGGGCAUUUCGUACCAGCAGGUCGGGAACGCCUGGACGACGGCGAAUACAAUUGUCUCCCUCUCAAUUUCCGGCGAUCUCAACAUCUUGGACCCCAGGACCGCCGAUAAGCCGGCCAAGAUUCUGCAAGCUCCUCAGCGCUCCAUCACGGCCGCUAUCCCCACGGACUCCAGCACCUUCCUCGCAGGAACAGCAGACGGUAGGGUGGUCGCGAUCUCGGCCGAUUCCGGCGAGGCUGCGUACGUCGCGGGCGAUGGACACACGAACCUCGUUGCGGGGCUGGCGUCCGCGAAUGGCAAAGUGACCUCCGUAGGCUACGAUGAUCAGAUCCGAGGGAUCGACAGCACGGCGUUUACCGGUGCGUCUGUUUCCCUGAGAUCGCAGCCAAAGGCGGUAGCCAUUGCGGGUGACGGCACGGUUUUUGUUGCCGGAGCUUCCGGCAUUGAAGCUAUUCGGGAUAAUCAAACGCUCGCGAGCGUAUCUUCGUCCCUUGUGGGGACUUCAAUAGCUGCGUCGGGCUCGUUGGUGGCCGUCGGGGGGGAGGACCAGAAAGUACACUUGCAUUCCUGGGACGGAAAGGCCCUGCAGGAGGCUGCGACCCUUGAGGGCAACAAGGGGGUCGUGAGCGCCGUGUCAUUCUCUCCGGAUGGCUCUUUGCUCGCCGCGGGAGAUUCGACCGGAAAGAUCGUGCUGUUUGAUGUCAAGGAACGCAAAGCUAUCACAUCGCGCUGGACAUUCCACUCGGCUCGGAUCACUUCCUUGGACUGGACCUCCGACGGGAAGCACUGCGCCUCCGGUUCUCUGGAUACACACGUCUACAUCUGGAGCGUGCAGAAGCCGGUCAAGAAUAUUGCGAUCAAGAACGCAGGCCCAGGUGGUGUCAAUUCUGUAUUCUGGCUCGACGGGGGCAAGGACGGCCGGCUGGCCAGCGCAGGAGCCGACGCUUGCGUAAGGGUCUGGAACGUCGUGUUCCACACCUGAUCGUGGCGGCUUCGCAGAGAAGUUUGCGAAUCAUGAAUCAAGGGCCAGAAGUAGCGACAUACAAUGUAAACGAUCCGUCUAUAUACGUCGUAUAGCCACACAAAAUUAUUGUCGCCGGAAGCGUCCGUUAUGCGGC